CUCCCUCGCCUUCACUCGGCGGCGGCAGCAGCAGCAGGGUGUGUCGAUCUGAAGCUCCGCCAUCGCCUUCACUUCACUCGGCAGCAAGCAACAAGGCCUCCAGCUCUCUUGCAGAUCUGCAGCUAGCUACUACGCUGAAAGCCGAACGGGCUCGGGGAUAGUUCGACUCGCAGCAGUACGUGCACAACGUGAUUGGAGAUUUAUUCAUAUAGAUAUUACUGCUCUUAAUUUGUUCAUAUAGAUAUUACUUCAUCAACUAGCUACCUGGGUAAUUGGGGAUUUGGAUCUAGCAGCUAGUAUAUAGGCUUAUACUAUAUAUGCAAACUUCGAAUUUGGUUACCUGGUGGUGCAUUUUUUUCUUCUGUUUUUCUUACAAAAUGUGAAAAACAAAUAGGCUGCUAGCAGGGGUCGAACUUGCAACCUUACCGCCGAAGUUAUAGCAGGUUAGCUACGACUAUGCUAGCAUAUUGAUUUUGCACCGAAAGAGUUCAAUAAUUAUGUGCUGUAUGUAUGCUAAAAGAAAUUGAAUUCAAAAUAAUGUUUGUAAUAUUUCGAGCGGUAUUUCUUGGUAUCCAUGGCAACCGCAAAUUACGGUACCCCUGGGUAAAAAUACUCAGUUCAGCCGCCAAAACAAUUGUUCAUAUAUACAUGAUAACCUUGCUAUUGUGUCCAGCAUAAAAAAACCUACUGACUACACAUGGACCACAAAGCCACUGCUGCAAGGAAUGUCCUAGCGCAAAUAUUAGCCGACGAAACCGCUGAGCCCAAGGCCCUGCCAUUAUCACUUUUGGAGGGCAUCACAAAGAAUUUCUCUGAUGAGCUGGAGAUUGGACGCGGUGGAUUCGCAGUUGUUUAUAAGGGAGAACUUGACGAUAAGGAGGUCGCUGUGAAGAGGCUAUCCAAAGCUUAUAUGCAUGAAACAGAAUUUGACCGGGAGAUUGAAUGCCUGAUGCGGGCAAAACACAAAAAUGUAGUACGAUUUCUAGGAUACUGUGAUGACAGACAAAGAAAUAUGGAAAGAUAUGAUGAGAAACUUAUCAUGGCAGAUGUCAACCAAAGAUUGUUUUGCUUUGAGUAUAUACCAAAAGGGAGUCUUGAUAAGUAUAUCAGUACGACCAUAUGACCUCUAACUUUUCUCCUUAGUUUCUUCAUGUACUAAAAAUUGCGUAAUGUGCCAUACAAGUAUAUAACAUUCAUUAUUUAAAAGAUUACACAUUAAGUAUCUCAAAUUCUAAACCCGGUUUCUCCUCUCCCCUUGAUAGAUGGACAUCGUGAGUGGGAAACAUGCUACAAAAUAAUCAAAGGGAUCUGUGAGGGUUUGCAAUACCUUCAUGACAAUCGUAUUAUUCACCUGGAUCUGAAACCCGCCAAUAUACUGCUCACCAAUGACAUGGUACCGAAAAUAACUGAUUUUGGCCUGUCAAGACGCUUAGAUGAAAAUCAAAGUCAAGUGCUUACCAAAAAUAUAUCAGGAACAAUGGGAUAUUUGGCACCAGAACGUUAUGAAGGGAGUGGAAUCACACGUAGGGGUGACUUGUAUAGUCUUGGCAUUAUUAUCAUGGAAAUACUAACCGGGCAAAGGGGACAUCAAGCUACUGAGGAUGUAGUUGAAAGUUGGAGUGAUAGGUUGGAGAGAUCAAAACAAGACACGCUCUACGAACAAAUACGUGUAUGCCACGAGAUAGCUUUAAAUUGCAUACAGUUCAAUCCAAAGGACAGGCCAGCUAGUGCACAAGACAUAAUUGACAGGCUUCAUGAAAUAGAAAGUAUCCAGGGCUUGUUUGACGAAAUAUUUUACUUUUCUCCCGAGUCGGCUCAACUGCCAGGCUCGGCUUAUGGUCUCGUCGAGACGAAGCAACCGCUAUCCACGAAGCUUGGCCCGCUUGCAGCGCCAAUGGUGGCGACGAAGAUGUCAUCGGCGUACGACAUGGUGGAGCCGAUAUCGUAUGUGUGUGUGAGCGUCGUAAAGGCAAGGGACCUGCCCACCAUGGACAUCACCGGUACGCUGCUGGACCCCUACGUGGAGGUGAAGCUAGGCGACUUCAACGGUGUGACGCGGCACCUGGAGAAGAUUGCCAACCCAGUGUGGCGACAGAUGUUCGCGUUCCCCACCACCCACCUACAGUGCAACCAGCUGCAGGUUAUCGUCAAGCACAAGGGCAUGCUCCAUGAUGACUUGGUUGGCCACGUCGUCUUCAACAUGUCCGACAUCCCUAGCCGCCUCCCGCCUGAUAACCGGUUGGCCCCAGAGUGGUACCACCUUUCUGAUGCACACGGCGAGAGGUUCCGCCACGGCCAUAGCCUUGGUGAGAUCAUGCUUGCCGUUUGGCUUGGCACGCACGCCGAUGAGGCCUUCCCGGAGGCGUGGCACUCGGAUGUGCACACCCUCUCCCGGAAGGGGCUCACCAACACGCGCACUAAGGUGUACUACUGCCCCAAGCUCAUCUACCUCAAAGUCGCCGUCAUAGCGGCACAGGACCUCAUCGGCACUACUGAGAAGGACAGACCGCCGGCGCAAGCCAUUGCCGAGAUCCAGAUGGGAAGACAAAUCAGGCGGACACGGCUGGGGCUCCCGCAGGGGUCGGCGAACCCGACGUGGAACGAGGAGUUCUUGUUCGUGGCCAGCGAGCCGUCCGAGGACCCGCUGGUAGUUACCGUGGAGGAGAAGGUCGAUGGCGGGAGGGACGAGCCCAUUGGCCGCGUUAUCAUCCCCGUGCCACACAAGGACGUGGCCAAGUCUUUGCCGUCCAAGUGGUUCAGCUUGUCGCACGUGAUGUUGGGGGACGAGGCGGCAGUGGACGUAACGGCGUCCACAACGUUGGCCUGCAGCAAGAUCCAGCUCAGGGUGUGCCUGGAGACGGCGUACCACGUGACGUACGAACCGGCGCAGUACAUCAGCGACCUCCAGCCGGCGGCGAAGAAACUCCGCAAGAGCGCCAUUGGCAUCCUGAAGGUGCAAGUCCUGGGCGCACGUGGCCUGGCCUCGGGCGUGGAGAACCCGUACGUCGUCGCCAAGCACGGCAAGAAGUGGGUGCGCACACGCACGCUCCUCAACACCACCGCGCCGCAGUGGAACGAGCACCACACCUGGGAUGUAUUCGACGUCAGCACCGUCAUCACCAUCGCCGUCUUCAACGAUUCCCACGGCGUUGCCAAUGACCAGAGGAUCGGCAAGGUGCGCGUUCGCCUCGCCACCCUCGAGACGGACCGCAUGUACACCCAGUACUACCCGCUCAUGGCGCUUACCCCGUCCGGGCUGAAGAAGACGGGGCAGCUCCAACUUGCAGUCUGCUUCACCUGUAAGUCGUGGGCCAAAAUGCUUGCCAUGUACGGCAAACCACUGCUGCCAAAGAUGCACCACACCAACCCCAUCUCCGAGCUGCAGCUGGACUACCUCCGUUUCCAGGCGAUGCAGAUGGUGGUGACGCGGCUGGGCAGGUCGGAGCCGCCGCUGCGGAGGGAGGUUGUGGAGUACAUGCUCGACGUCGAUUCCCGCAUGUUCAGCCUGCGACAGAGCAAGGCCAACUUCUACCGCAUCACCUCGCUCUUCUCAGGCGUCGUCGCCGUCGGCAAGUGGUUCGAUGGCAUCUGCAAGUGGAAGAACCCACUGACGACGAUUCUGGUGCACGUGGUAUACCUCAACCUGGUGUGCUACCCGAAGCUGAUCCUGCCGAUGGUAUUCCUGUGCUUGAGCAUGACUAUGGCAUGGAACUACCGGCGGCGGCCGCGGAAGCUGCCGCACAUGGACGCGGUGCUGUCCCGCGCGGACCUCGCACACCCGGACGAGCUGGACGAGGAGUUUGACACGUUCCCGACGUCCAAGCCGAGCAACAUCGUGCAGAUGCGGUAUGACCGGCUGCGCAGUGUCGCCGGCGGGGUGCAGACGGUGCUGGGCGACCUGGCUGCACAAGGGGAGCGCGCGCAGUCGCUGCUCCGCUGGCGCGACCCCAGGGUGACGCUCGUCUUCAUGACGCUCUUGGUGAUGGUGGCAGUCGUACUCUACUUGACCGGGAUGCCGUACCGGGUGGUGGCUAUGGUGACGGGGCUCUACUUCCUCCGGCCCCCGUGGUUCCGGGACAGCACCAAUCUGUUUUUCAACUUCUACAGCCGUCUGCCCUCCAAGGACGACAUGAUGAUAUAAAGGUCAUUGCGUGUACAUUUGUCUCUAUGUAAUACUAUCUUAUCUUAUAUUUUAGAUUUACUAACUGGAGGCACCAAUAAAGACUCCAAAUCAUUAGAAUUAAUUAAGCUGUUAGAUCUCGGAUUCAUGGCUAGGAUUAAUAAGCAAACAAAAGACUAUGCCAGGACGUGACAUACGUUACAAUAAAACGUACGUGCAAAAAGUAUAUGCAAAGGCAAAACAAGGAGAUUCUAAAAAAAGGCAAAAAAGAAGAUGGUUGAGACUAGGACUCCUAAUGAUAUACAUUUGACGUGACAUACAUGCUAAUAAAUCAUACCUGCAAAUCUAUAUG
Aegilops tauschii subsp. strangulata is the source of this 4472-nucleotide messenger RNA. RefSeq names its product multiple C2 domain and transmembrane region protein 5. The record is from RefSeq and is a predicted model, not a curated record. Gene Ontology annotation, molecular function: ATP binding; protein kinase activity. Gene Ontology annotation, biological process: protein phosphorylation. Lineage: Eukaryota; Viridiplantae; Streptophyta; Magnoliopsida; Poales; Poaceae.